Trypanosoma grayi is the source of this 351-nucleotide messenger RNA. RefSeq lists its product as hypothetical. NCBI's taxonomy places the organism in Eukaryota, Euglenozoa, Kinetoplastea, Trypanosomatida, Trypanosomatidae. The transcript has a single exon. Bases 1 to 351 code for a protein of 116 amino acids. The record is from RefSeq and is a predicted model, not a curated record.
AUGUUUCAAUUUGAACCACCACGUUAUCUUUAUGAUCAAAAUAAACACCCCAAAAUGUGUACCGAUGGGCUCCGGACUCUCUCCCUCCAAUUCUCGCGUCGCUUUAGGCUUUGCAUAAGCAGGUUUUCUCUUCCAAUGCGAAAAUAUCCGGUUCUCUUUCUGAGAGUCGAGCGCUCUCCUUCCGCAUCUCCGCUCGCUUAUUCGAGAGCGCUUCUCAUUUUGGGUGCGCCACCAACAGAAAUCCCGUUUUUUGCAGAAGUUAAGAUCUGCAACAUUUCCGGUCCCGUCUCGUACCCUAUGGGUAAUUGGGUCAGGUUCCGUGGCUUUGCCGUCUUCCAUUUGACGCUGUAA